ACCACGCCAUAGUGUAAGUGUAGAAGACAUGGCGGGUAUCAGCCUUGCUAAAUGAUGAAAUAAUUUUUGUUUGCUAAUAUAAGAACGUGUUAAUUUCAUUAAAGAAGUGUUGAUAUUAAAAGACUAAUUUAGUUUAAUUGGAUUAGGAUAAAAAUGCAGAAUGUCGGACAGUCUGAAAAUCGAAAUAUCGAUAAGGUGAAUGUGCAACUUGAUGUGGUAAAAUCGUCCACUCCUCAAAGUUCGGCUUCGAGUCCAGCUAAAUCUGAAACCGAAACAUAUUCGGGAGCACCUGCCAAAUACAUGACGGACUCUUCGGAAAGCGAAGAUGACUCCGUAUCCGAGAUCUUGUUGGCUUGUUUGUGCCUUAGCAGGCCAGACCUGUUGGCGGAGAUGGAUGAAGAAGCUGGUGGUACGGAGACUUCCAAGUUCCUACUUUCACAUGAUGAGCCUGAACCAAUGGUUGAAGCAGAAGUUCAGGCAAGGCUUGAAACUUUGUUAGAAGUAGCUGGUAUAAGCAAUUUGUCUGGCGAGGGCAAGCGGCUAGCAGACCCCGAUGUGUUACGGCGGUUGACGUCUUCUGUGUCUUGUGCUUUAGACGAAGCGGCUGCAGCACUUACCAGAAUGAGGAGUGAUCAGACUCCCGCGCACCAUAGGCACCACCAUCAAGAUAAGCCCACGCAAUGUGGUUCCACGGCAACAGGGACAACACAAACGGUCCCUUCAUCUGUGGGCGCGGAUGGAGCUCCUUCCCUCGCAGAGGCCUGCUCGGAUGGAGAUGUUGGGACGGUCAGGAAACUUCUAACAGAAGGCCGGUCUGUGCAUGAAACAACUGAAGAAGGAGAGUCCCUUUUAUCCCUCGCUUGUUCCGCGGGUUAUUACGAACUCGCGCAGGUGCUAUUAGCAAUGCACGCAAGUGUCGAAGACCGGGGCAUUAAGGGCGAUUGUACACCCCUAAUGGAAGCGGCGAGUGCGGGUCACGUAGACAUCGUACGUUUACUGAUCGCGCACGGCGCAGACGUUAACGCGGUGUCUGGUUCCGGGAACACGCCCCUUAUGUACGCGUGCGCGGGGGGACACGAGGAGUGCGUACGCGCGUUGCUUGAGAACGGCGCUAAUGUGGAAGACCAUAACGAAAAUGGCCAUACACCGCUUAUGGAGGCCGCAUCCGCCGGUCACGUGGGCGUCGCUAAGAUCCUUCUGGAACACGGCGCCGGUAUCAACACCCACUCCAACGAAUUCAAGGAGUCAGCCCUCACCCUAGCAUGCUACAAAGGUCACCUCGACAUGGUGCGAUUCCUUUUAGCGGCUGGAGCUGACAGGGAGCAUAAGACCGAUGAAAUGCAUACGGCAUUGAUGGAGGCCAGUAUGGAUGGUCAUGUGGAAGUAGCAAGACUUCUGCUUGAUUCUGGAGCACAGGUGAAUAUGCCAACUGACAGCUUCGAAUCACCUCUUACCUUAGCGGCAUGUGGGGGGCAUGUGGAGUUAGCGAUGUUACUCUUAGAACGUGGCGCUAACAUCGAAGAAGUUAACGAUGAAGGGUAUACGCCGCUUAUGGAGGCUGCCAGGGAGGGUCAUGAAGAGAUGGUAGCACUGCUCCUCGGUCAGGGCGCCGCGAUCAACGCGCAAACUGACGAGACGCAGGAAACCGCUCUUACACUGGCUUGCUGUGGUGGUUUCCUUGAAGUGGCCGAUUUCCUCAUCAAAGCCGGGGCUGAUGCUGAGCUGGGAGCCUCCACGCCUCUCAUGGAAGCCAGCCAGGAAGGCCAUUUGGAGCUGGUUCGAUACCUCUUAAACGCGGGUGCGGACGUGCACGCUCAAACGCAAACGGGUGACACGGCGUUGACAUACGCAUGCGAGAACGGACACACGGACGUAGCGGACGUGUUACUACGGGCCGGUGCCGUACUAGAGCACGAGAGUGAAGGUGGACGCACGCCCCUUAUGAAGGCUUGUCGUGCUGGACAUCUGUGUACUGUGCAGUUUCUUGUUGGAAAGGGUGCGGAUGUAAACCGUAUGACAGCGAACGCGGACCACACGCCGUUGUCGCUAGCGUGCGCGGGCGGACAUGCGGACGUCGUGAAAUUCCUUCUCGCAUGCGAUGCGGACCCGUUCAGAAAGCUCAAGGACAACUCGAGCACUUUGAUCGAAGCUGCCAAGGGCGGUCAUACAGCCGUUGUUCAGUUGCUGUUGGACUUUCCGCACUCGGUCAUGUUACCGAGGGGUGAAGGUGGCGUGACGUCAGAGGACAACAACGGCCUGAGUACGGCGCAGGCGGCGGCAUUAGGUUUGUCGCACGCGCCUGCGCCGGGUUUCAAUCAACGGGCGCUUCUCCCGGCGCACCCUCACCCGCCGCUAGCUCCUGCCCCCGCCCCUGCCCCCGCGGACCUACCCCCCAACUUCGCUAAGGUCUAUUUAGACGGAAGAAAAAAACAACCCGCUGCGCAUAACGCUCCCUCCGCCAUUCCCGCCAACCCAGUGACAAGUGGGGCGGGCACCUUGCCUAUGCCCAUGGGUACUCAGGCCCCUCUGAUGGGUACCCAAACUCCACUUAUGGCUUCUCAAGCACCUCUAUUGGGUGCUCAUGUCCCACAUAUGAGUACUCAAGCCCCUCUCAUGGCUAACCAGGCACCGUUAAUGGGCAACCAAGCCCCACUAAUGGGCACCCAAGCCCCUCUUAUGGGUAGCCAAGCACCACUACUGGGUGCUGGCGUCCCUGUGAUGGGUGGUGCGGCUUCGGCGAAACACAAGUGCAACAGGAAACAAAGAGCCGCGCCCCAACAUUCGGAUCAUCACCUACCUCCACCGCCUGAUAUUAUUGAUGAUCAGAGAGCCGAAGCCCUAGCGGGACAAGUUCGAAACGAAUCACUGCCAGAGACUGAACGGAGUAUGCUAGAGCUAACUGAUGCAUCUGGUCCACCGACGCUCGCCACGUCAGCCUUGCACGCUCUCGAUCUACAAUUCUGCGCCCAAGGUGCGAAAGUUCAUCCACCCGUAUCCCCGCCUUACCCCCCUCCGAAACACUUAUUCCAAGUGCAGCAACUAGCGACUAACGUAAGCCAGCUUCAAUUGCAAGAACUCCAACAACAGCAGCUUCAGCAAUUGACGGCGCAACAACAGCAGCAGCAGCAGAAGAAACAACAACAAUUACAGCAACAAUAUGUACAGGAUAUGCAGCAGAGGCCUGAAGCGUACGCGCCGCAAGUGGGUGACGAGGUAAGCGCGGGUGAUGGCAACUCGGUGGAAGCGCGUGGCCUGGGCGCGGUUCUCGCGUAUCUUCAACGGGAAGUGCCUUCACUCGUAGCCCUACCACCCAAUGAGCUCAGAACCCUUGUGCUGCAGGUGAUGCAGCAGAAGUCCCAUGAGCUUCAGCUGGACAAAUGCGCGGGCGAGGGCGAUGGCAGUGGGGAGGAAGGCGACGAAAGACACGCCAGACGUCUGCUAGCUGCCGCCGAGGAGGCUCUCACUGCUGACUGUGAUAUGCAGGGAAUGCAACUGGUUGGUCAACCCGUGCAUGAGUUUCCUGAAACGGUUGCGCCGACGUCCCUAGAGCCUCCUCCUACGGAGCCGAGACCUGAUCUGGAAGUUCCCUCUGACCAUCACCAUCACUUCGCCUUACCACCGCCAGCUAUAACUUAUGACGACUUUAGAACGUCAUACGCACCGCCAGUAGUGCCAACCACCAUGCCCAGUGACAUGCAACCGGCCUUCAACCUGACUCUGCCGGAAAUCACGGCCAGCGUCAACGCGGGCCUCACAGCCGCUAUGGCAGCCGGUGUAGCGCCGAGCCUGUCAGCCCAACUGGCACGUGACAUGAUCCUGGGGCUGACGGCACAGGUGCCGGCCGCCGCGCCCGCCCUCCCCACUUCGUACACCCCGCCCUUGCCACACCCGACCAAGAGGGACCAUCAUCACCAGGCUACCAAUACCAGUGGAAUUAAGACUAAAAAGAACCGUUUUGGCAAUCGCGGGUGCCGAACGGAGACGUACGGUGCUUCACCCCCUCAGCCUGCGCCUGCGGCCUAUCCCUCAAUGGACGUGGACUCGGAAACGGACUCGAACCACGACACGGCGUUGACCCUGGCCUGCGCCGGAGGUCACGAAGAGCUGGUAGAGUUGCUUUUAGCGAGGGGGGCGGAUAUUGAGCAUCGGGACAAGAAGGGCUUCACACCUCUAAUACUAGCGGCGACGGCGGGCCACGAGAAGAUAGUAGAGAUCCUUCUGAAUCACGGAGCGGAUAUCGAAGCCCAAUCGGAAAGGACGAAGGACACCCCCCUCUCCCUCGCCUGCAGUGGGGGCAGGUACGACGUCGUGGAGCUGAUACUCAGUCGCGGUGCGAAUAAAGAACACAGAAAUGUGUCCGACUAUACACCCCUCUCAUUGGCUGCUUCGGGCGGAUACGUCAAUAUUAUACGGCUUUUGUUACAUCACCAGGCGGAGAUUAACUCCCGUACUGGUUCGAAGUUGGGAAUAUCACCUUUAAUGUUAGCGGCUAUGAAUGGGCAUACGGCGGCUGUUCGACUCCUAUUGGACUGCGGUUCGGAUAUCAACGCGCAGAUUGAGACCAAUCGCAAUACAGCGCUUACCCUGGCCUGUUUCCAAGGCCGCCACGAAGUCGUAAGCCUUCUCCUAGACCGCAAAGCGAACGUAGAACACCGAGCCAAGACUGGUUUAACACCCUUAAUGGAGGCAGCUAGCGGGGGGUACGUGGAAGUGGGAAGAGUUCUCCUAGAUAAAGGGGCAGACGUCAAUGCGCCACCCGUGCCUUCGUCAAGGGACACCGCCCUUACCAUAGCAGCUGAUAAGGGGCAUACUAAGUUCGUCGAGCUACUACUGCAGAGGCGAGCCGCAGUAGAAGUGAAAAACAAGAAAGGAAAUUCUCCCUUAUGGUUGGCAGCGAACGGCGGCCAUCUUGCAGUUGUCGAGAUGCUGUACGCGGCUGGUGCAGACAUCGACUCACAGGACAAUAGAAAGGUAUCUUGCCUGAUGGCAGCCUUCCGCAAGGGCCAUACAAAAGUGGUUAAGUGGAUGGUUGGUGUCGUCACGCAAUUCCCUUCAGACCAGGAAAUGACGAGGUACAUUUGUACAAUAUCGGAUAAAGAGUUGCUAGAAAAAUGCCAAGAGUGCGUGCGCGUCAUUCGAGCAGCGAAAGAAACACAAGCGGCGAGGGCUAAUCAAAAUGCCACCAUUUUACUAGAAGAGUUAGACGCUGAACGGUGCCGGGAAGAGAGCCGCAGACAGGCAGCUGCUAGAAGGCGAGAGAGGAAGAAGAAAAAGAAGAUGGAGAAGAAGGAGGAACGACGUAAACUGCAAGCGGAGAAUGAAAAGAACAGCCUGUACUGCGAAAAGGCAUCUGGGGAGUUGUCAGAAGGCGGAGAGCCUGAUGAUGAGCCCGUGCCCAAGGAGGAAGGUGACUCCGGCAUUGACGCCAACUCACAGGGUUCCUGUUCAUCAUCGGAUGUGAAAGCUCCGCCCGCUUCAAGCAAAAGUAAGAAAAAGAAAAAAGAAGAAAAGACACCUCCACCCGCACCUUCUAAGAAACAGCCUGAUAAAACAAAGCCCAAAAUAGAGACAAAAGAGAAAGAAGUCACCUCUAAGAGCGAAAAGAAGCAAGAGAAAGAGAACGUUGCGCCCGCGCCUCUUGCCACUCCUGUCACUCCACCAAAGCACGAGCGACGAGAGAAGAAAGAAAAAAAACAAGAAGAAGAUGCUAAAAGCAUCGCAGUACAGAAUAUUAACAAAUUUGGGAACAGCUCUAGAAAGAGCCAAGUAUUUGAAUCGUCUAGGUUUAACGUGGAGAAAGACGACGUUGACACGAUCGAGAAAAAUAAAAAAAUAUUCAGCCAAUGGGAGACGGAAGGCAAAAAUACGUCUCCAAAGGGGGCAACUGCUCCUGGUGCUUCGCGUCGCGAGGAGGGCUGGAAGGAAGUCGUCAGAAAAUCCAGCGUUCAACCUCCAUCUGCAGUGGAGCCUGGGUGUAAGAAAGUGUGCGUAGCGUCUCAUGCGAUAUCCCGUGUGAUCGGUCGCGCCGGCUCGAACAUUAACGCGAUCCGAUCGGCGACCGGCGCUCACAUCGAAGUCGACAAGCAGACUAAAGGACAGGGAGAGCGGAUUAUUACUAUCAAAGGCUCUACGGAAGCUACGAAGCAAGCGGCCAGCCUUAUUGCAGCAAUGAUACGUGAUCCAGAAGCGGACAUAGCGCAGUUGUUGCCCCGGGCCAAGUUACCUGCGCCUACACCACAACCAGCUAUUGUUAAGCCUGCUAAACAACCUACGCCUAAGGUGGCUCAUACCAGUAGCGUGCCAGUGACAAGUCGAGUAGGUCCAACGACCAGUACGGGGAUAGUAACGAGCGCGCCCGCACCUGCGCGUACGCCUGCCAAGCAACACACGCCUGCGAGACCGCCCACACGGACGCAUACACACCCCAUCACAACACAAAGCAACGAAAAGCGUGCCCCAAGUGCCCCUGGUGCCCCAAUAAGCUCAGUAAGCUCGAGCACCGCGACGGCAAAGCCGGGCGCGUUGUCGUACACGGGUGCCAUCGUGGGCGCUAGGAGCCACACCUUCGCCGCUAAACUCACUGCCACGCCCCCUCUGGACACGAAGCCUAGGCCUACCACACAGGUAUGCGCCAGCCCAUCAAGUGCGGCAAGUAGUGGGGCGAGUUCGUCUCCUCUCAAGAGCCGUACACCGCCCCCUACACCUCGGCCCCCUCUGCCCACGCCCCCUAGAUCUGACGACCCAAGACUCGUCGAAAGACUGCAGCUAAGUCCAGACAACUCCAGUACAUGGAGCAACGAAGAAAACCCAGUGAAUACAUCAACUUCAGCUCUACACAUCAAUACUACCCCGCAGUCAACUGGCAGCGCAGGCAGCAGUGCAGGCACCCAAGAAUACUCUCUCUUCCAGGCGGGUCACCUCCCUGGCAACACAGCGCCAGGUCCCGGGGUAUGGGGUGAACCGUCGCAUAGCGAACCUCCGCCCCCGCAAGUGGACGCGAGCAAGGCCCCGGGAUAUCGUGGGGCGGGUGGCUGCUCACCCUGCUCAAGGACUUCCUCCCACGGCUCUACUCCGCCGCCCUAUCAUCAGCCGUACCAUCAGCAGAAUGCUAUAGGUAACAACAUGAACGCUAUGGACAUGAGUGGUCUAUCCCGGAACGGACCCAUGUAUCAAGAUAACUCGCGAAAUGGACACAACAUCAUGGUAUCUAUGUCGAGCGGCGUUGGCCUCGGUUACGUAAAUGUGGGCAACGUGGGCAAUGUGGGCAGCGUGGGUAACGUAGGCGUAGGUGUGGGGGUUGAAAACGUAUCCCGACUGAACCCUCGAGCGCCUGACUUUGCCCAACGUCACCCUCUGCUGCAGCAUCAGCAUAAACACGCCGCUCAGCAACUAUUCGCGAGUGCAAAUAACGCCGGCAACCUGAGCUCGUUGUUGAUGUCGUACCAGCAACACCAGCAGCACCAGCAACAUCCCCAACAUCCGCAGCAGCAGCAACCGCAGCCGCAGCCGCAACAGCAACAUCCUUACCAGUCCCUCCUGGAACGUGGUGUCGGCGUCGGCGUGAACUCCGUGGGCGUGGGUAUGGGCGUGUCGUGGGCGGAAGAGGAAGAGCGCAAGCCCAGGCCCAUAGGCACUGAACGCGCCUGGAAGCUCACUGCCGGAGAAGACUGGCACCACCGCACGGACCACGACAGAUACCAACAGCAAGGCGUGAGCGGAAUGGGCGGCGUUGGUAGCGUAGGUAGCGUGGGCGUUGUGGGCGAGGCGUACGGAGGCGCCACCACGGCGGCGUUUUCGCUGAUGCAAGCUCUGCCCCUGCACUACGUUCCGCCCGAACAUCCGCAUUGGGACCGCCCCCCGCAACACAACAACGACAAACCGCAAACGUGGAGUAAGUGGAAUCACUAGCGCGUGCCCCCACUCGUACCCGCGUGAACGUAACAUCGUUGUAGAUAUUAGCGAGAAAGAUAUAUACAGAAUAUAUGGUGAGCGUCCGCCAUUUAGACAAAUUAUUAUUAUAGUUGUUACUCGGCGCCAUUAGCGCGACUAGCUAGUAGCUGCGCAGUCUACGCCGAACCGAAUGUAAUUCCGUUCGCCCAGCGGCCCGCCAGCGCCUUUACUAUAUUUUACUAUUUACGGCAUAAUAUUCGGAAAACGAGCCGAUACGGAUUUUCAUAACGUGUAUCAAAUUCGCUUGUACAUGAAGAUUAAAUAUCAUAUAUUAAUGCACCGUAACCACUGUUUUUAAUGCCACCUGCGGUUUUAUUUCAAUACUUUUAAUUUGGGUAAAUGUAUAUUUAAGUAAAUUAUUACGAAGACGUACGUCUCGAAUAUGGUUAGCAGGAUUCGGUAAGUUCAAAUAAACCGUUGUCAAAUAAUUUGAGUGUCUUCUUGAAUAGGGCUUGUUAGGUCGCGAAGCUUUGGUAGAUGGCUCUACAGUACCUGUAACGGCCAAAUGAGAGUAGCUUAUUUAAAUUUAGAAUUCGGUCAUGUAUUUUAUAACCAAUCAGAUGAGAGUUGUAAUGUAUAGCAAUUUUGACUGGAUAUUUUGAUUGGCGCGGUAACCUUUACCUAGUUGAAUAUUCACUGCCUUGAUACAAGAGAUCGCCUCAUGUUGCCUUGUCUAUAGUUAUGCAAACUCAUCAUUUUCUAUAGUUAUAUAAAUAAUAAAAUAUAUUAAGAAAUA
This is a messenger RNA of Pieris rapae (cabbage white), 8686 nucleotides long. RefSeq names its product ankyrin repeat domain-containing protein 17 (gene mask). Gene Ontology annotation, biological process: innate immune response. Gene Ontology annotation, cellular component: cytoplasm. Lineage: Eukaryota; Metazoa; Arthropoda; Insecta; Lepidoptera; Pieridae. Gene Ontology annotation, molecular function: protein binding; RNA binding. The record is from RefSeq and is a predicted model, not a curated record. The coding region runs from base 154 to 7908 and encodes 2584 amino acids. The transcript is spliced from 46 exons.